UAAUUACGCCGUUUAGCAAUAAAGACAAAUGUGAAGUCAAAUCCUCCAAAACUCCAUUCGAUUUGGUUGGGUUUCGUCUUCAUCAUUGGGUAAUCAAUCAAUCAAUCAAUCACUCUAUCUGCAGCAGAAAGAGGAGGGACGGACGGAGGAGCAUAAAUUCUGUAGGUUUGAUUAUUGUCGUUGAUAAUUGAUCGGAGUUUGGCUCAGUCUGAAUCCUGUUCGUAACCGGAAUUCUUUGUCGGCCGGCCGGAGGUCGGUUCCUUGGAGCUUCGGAAGAAAUUCUGCGCCGGAUUGGGGGUUUAGGGUUCGAUUUUGUGAUUGGGGAUUAGUGGAUUUGAUUGUGGUGGAUCUGAGCCGUUGGAUUUGGCGAAUGCAGCAGCAGGAGCUCAGAUCCCUCGGUUUCCUCCUCUCGCUCGAUUCCUGGAGUCGAUUCUAGCGGAGAUCCGUUCGCGACUGCAUUUGUCGAUUGCGGAAUUCGAUUUUUUUUGGAGUUGAUUCGGUAGGCGAUGUCAGCGAUGAAACCCUCGAGCCGAUUGUUCACGAUCGGGCUAGUGGCGUCGUGGUAUUCAUCGAACAUUGGGGUUUUGCUUCUGAACAAGUAUUUGCUGAGCAACUACGGGUUCAAGUACCCGAUUUUUCUGACGAUGUGCCACAUGACGGCAUGUUCGUUGCUGAGCUACAUCGCGAUCACGUGGAUGAAGAUGGUGCCGAUGCAGACGAUAAGAUCUAGGGUUCAGUUCAUGAAGAUUUCAGCUCUGAGCAUGAUAUUCUGCGCCUCCGUCGUCAGCGGCAACAUUUCGCUCAAGUAUUUGCCUGUCAGCUUCAAUCAGGCGAUCGGCGCCACCACUCCUUUUUUCACUGCAGUGUUUGCCUACUUGAUGACCUUCAAGAGGGAGGCAUGGUUGACCUAUGUGACCUUGAUUCCUGUUGUUACUGGAGUCGUCAUUGCCAGUGGGGGCGAGCCUAGUUUCCAUUUAUUUGGAUUUAUCAUGUGUGUCGGUGCAACAGCAGCAAGAGCUCUCAAAUCGGUGGUUCAGGGUAUUUUGCUUUCUUCGGAGGGGGAAAAAUUGAAUUCUAUGAACCUACUUCUUUAUAUGGCUCCCAUUGCCGUAGUACUUCUACUACCUGCAACACUUUUGAUGGAAGAAAAUGUUGUCGGUAUCACAUUGGCUUUGGCAAGAGAAGACACAAGGAUUAUUUGGCUGCUGCUUUUCAACUCUGCGCUUGCGUAUUUCGUAAAUCUGACCAAUUUUUUGGUCACAAAGCACACCAGUGCCCUGACUCUCCAGGUUUUAGGGAACGCAAAAGGCGCUGUAGCUGUGGUGGUUUCAAUAUUGAUUUUCCGGAACCCUGUCUCGGUUACGGGAAUGCUUGGAUAUAGUUUAACAGUUCUUGGUGUCAUCCUCUACAGCGAAGCCAAGAAGCGAAGUAAGUGAGGCCAUGGACCAAUGUUCGAUUGAUUCAUAUAUAUAUAUAAAUACGUAAUGAAGGUAAAAUUCAUCGAUUGUACGUUUUAAGGAUUUUUUUUGUUCCAUGAGACUUAAUUUUGGCCUGUCCAGAAGCCAAGAAACUAAGGCUUCAACCUGUACCAGUAAAGCAACACUUGAUUAGCAAACUUAGUAGGGAUUUUAACUACAUUCUGUUAUUGAACUACAAAAGUGGAAGUUCUUUUGUUUAUCAUCACCAUAUUCAUUCACCAAUCACUCAAAAACAUCCCCAGUUUGUAUCCCAUCUUAUUAUAAUUAUUUUUUGCUUUGUGUUUUUUCUACUAGUGAAAGCCAUCAUCUUUCUUCA
Messenger RNA from Andrographis paniculata, 1794 nucleotides. Its product is annotated as probable sugar phosphate/phosphate translocator At3g11320. Gene Ontology annotation, cellular component: Golgi apparatus. Lineage: Eukaryota; Viridiplantae; Streptophyta; Magnoliopsida; Lamiales; Acanthaceae. Gene Ontology annotation, molecular function: antiporter activity. The coding region runs from base 507 to 1436 and encodes 309 amino acids. The record is from RefSeq and is a predicted model, not a curated record. The transcript has 4 exons.